AUGUAUCUCUCGCUGGCCACCCUGGUUCUAACCCUUAGCGCUGCUGUUUCCGCUUCCCCGACCCCAUUGUCAUCCGGCUUGGAAGACAUCGCCAGACGCGUUCCGUACAAUACCUGCAAGCUCGACAUCACGGAGAUUAGAACCUGCGAACCGCAAGACCGAAACCUCUACACGCGCUUCAGACUCGAAGGCCCCAACCAAGUCCUCUGGCACGAGACGCCCCAACUAUCGGCUCCAGGCCUAUCGAUCAACCCCUCAAAACCCCUCGAGCUGAAGGAGGCAGGCAUGCAGUACAUUCUGAAAAUCACCGGUCGCCUUGACAAGGACGACGUUGAGUUCAAAUAUGGCCUCUUGACCUGGACGACGGAGUCGACGUCGGGGUUCGCCAAGUGUAGAGGUGUGACGGCUGAUGACUGGAACAAGGGGGGCAGCCACUGCCGAACUGAUUCGAGGCAGUUCCAGUGCGAGUUCGCCUGCUAA
Colletotrichum chrysophilum is the source of this 480-nucleotide messenger RNA. RefSeq lists its product as uncharacterized. The transcript is spliced from 3 exons. Bases 1 to 480 code for a protein of 159 amino acids. NCBI's taxonomy places the organism in Eukaryota, Fungi, Ascomycota, Sordariomycetes, Glomerellales, Glomerellaceae. The record is from RefSeq and is a predicted model, not a curated record.